Messenger RNA from Mucor velutinosus, 918 nucleotides. Its product is annotated as killer toxin resistant protein. Gene Ontology annotation, molecular function: heme binding; electron transfer activity. NCBI's taxonomy places the organism in Eukaryota, Fungi, Mucoromycota, Mucoromycetes, Mucorales, Mucoraceae. The transcript is spliced from 7 exons. The coding region runs from base 1 to 918 and encodes 305 amino acids. The record is from RefSeq and is a predicted model, not a curated record. Gene Ontology annotation, biological process: mitochondrial electron transport, ubiquinol to cytochrome c.
AUGUUUUCUCGGCUCGCCUUAAACACAGCAAAGCGUUCAGUACGUUCGCUUGCUAGACCUUCCAACCAGGUCAGAUUUGCUUCUACCAAGCCUACCGUCGCUCAACAUCCUAUGCAAUUCGGUUUAGUGACAGGCGCUAUCGUUGGUACCACAGCAGCUGCUUACAUGUAUGCUGAUGUCUCUGCCAACAUGGCUGAUGAGGGUCUCCAUCCUCCUAGCCAUCCCUGGCCUCACAGUGGUCCUCUCGAUACUUUUGAUCAUGCUUCUAUCCGUCGUGGUUAUCAGGUUUACAGAGAGGUUUGUUCAGCCUGUCACUCUCUUGAUCGUAUCGCUUGGAGAAAUUUGAUUGAUGUCUCUCACUCUGAGGAUGAAGUCAAGGCCAUGGCCGAAGAAUUCGAAUAUCAAGAUGGACCUGAUGAUAAUGGUGAGAUGUUCAUGAGACCCGGCAAGCCUGCUGAUUAUAUGCCCAAACCAUACCCUAACGAUGAAGCUGCUCGUGCUGGUAAUGCUGGUGCUUUGCCCCCAGAUCUUUCAUUGAUUACCAAGGCUCGUCAUGGUGGUGAGGAUUACGUUUUUGCUCUUUUGACAGGUUAUGUUGAUGCCCCUGGAGGUGUUGAAGUUCGUGAAGGUUUGAACUAUAACCCUUACUUCCCCGGUGGCGCUAUUGCUAUGGCUCAAACUCUCUUUGACGGUGUUGUCGAGUAUGAGGAUGGCACUCCUGCCACCGCCUCUCAAAUGGCCAAGGAUGUCUGUACUUUCCUUGCUUGGGCUGCUGAACCCGAACACGAUGACCGUAAGAAGAUGGGUAUGAAGGCUACCAUUAUUACUGCUGGUUUGGUUGCUUUGUCUGUCUACCUCAAGAAAUUCAAGUGGGCUCCUCUCAAGACUAGAAAGAUUGUUUACAAUCCUCCUAAAUAA